Molecule: messenger RNA, 954 nt
Organism: Phascolarctos cinereus (koala)
Lineage: Eukaryota; Metazoa; Chordata; Mammalia; Diprotodontia; Phascolarctidae
Product: olfactory receptor 51I2-like
Biological process (GO): G protein-coupled receptor signaling pathway
Cellular component (GO): plasma membrane
Molecular function (GO): G protein-coupled receptor activity; olfactory receptor activity
Source: RefSeq, a predicted model, not a curated record
AUGUUGGCUCCCAAUGACACCACUGAUGAACAGCCAGCCUUUAUCUUCAUUGGAAUCCCUGGACUAGAAAAUUUACACGUCUGGAUCUCCAUUCCUUUCUGCCUCCUCUACUUCAUGGCCCUGAUAGGAAAUACUAUUCUCCUUCUCCUUGUUAGGACUGAGCAGAGCUUACACGAGCCACAGUUCUAUUUCCUAGCCAUGCUGGCACUCACUGACCUGGGCCUCUCCCUAUCGACAUUGCCAACUGUCCUGGGCACCUUCUGGAUUGGUGCUCACCAGAUUGGCCUGGAUGCCUGCCUGGCCCAGAUGUUCUUCAUUCACACACUCUCCUCUGUGGAGUCAGGAAUCCUUGUGGCCAUGGCCUUUGACCGCCUGGUAGCCAUCUGUUCCCCACUGAGCUAUUCCCAGAUCCUAACUAGCCAUGCCAUUGUCUGCCUUGGUGGGGCUGCCUUCAUACGUGGUGCUGUACUGCUGGCUCCACUGCCCUCAUUCCUCAGCAAUUUUCUUUGCAGAGACAACAUUCUUUCCCACUCCUACUGCUACUACCCAGACCUGCUGACACUGGCCUGUGGGGACAUUACAUUCAGCAGUGCCUAUGGGCUAGUCUUUGUACUUUGCACCUUUGCAGUGGAUGCACUAUUCAUCAUAGCCUCCUACCUGAAAAUCUUGACCACUGUCCUGAGGCUGGGAGCUAGUGACAGGGGCCUACGAUCUAUGCAGACUUGUGCCUGUCACCUAUGCACUGUACUCAUUUUUUACCUCCCUCUCAUCAGCCUGGCUGUGAUGCACCGCUAUGCCCAUGGAACACCCCCACUCCUCUAUGCUACCAUGAGCAAUGCUUACCUCCUCCUCACACCAGUUCUUAACCCUCUGGUUUAUAGUCUCAAAUCCCGGCAGAUCCAGGCCGCUCUACAGAGACGGGUCUGGGUUCAGAGGGUCACUGCUGGAGAAUGA